AUGCAAGAUUACGAUUAAGGCUCAAGUAUUCCUUACAACACCCCUUUUGUAGAGUACUGGAAUAAAAACAGAAGUUACACUAAUAUCAAAGCUCCAACUAUCUUUUCUAAGGACCCUCAAAAAUAUUUGGAGAAACAGAGACUGACAGACAACACAAUGAGACGAUUCGAUGAGAUAAUCUAAAAUACAAUGAGAGACAAUAACAGUGCACUCUACUAUAGCAUGAAGGAAUUCAUGGUGAGUCAUAAUAUGAAUCAGGUGGAGUUUGAUUCUCAAGUACCUACCUGUCUUGUAAUCACAAGUUCUGAGAGCGCAUCGAGUAUAGAUACUUAGUUCACUACUCUUUGUGAGGAACUCAAGGGAUCAACGAAAGCUGUGAAUCUAGUAUUAGACGAGAAAAAAUGCGGGAACAUGAAAAGCACAAUCGAUCACAUAUAGAAUAAACUUAAAUAAGCUCUUGGUUUAAUUGACAAGGAAAAUGGAUAAGGGAACAAUGGCUCAGACACAGAAAAUUUUCAGCCAAUCAAGAUGAAAAUAGAAAUGAUUAAUUACAGCGAGGAGAGUAAUGAUGAAGAUUUAGAUGAGGAUUUCCCACUAAAUCCGCCUGUCUAAUAAUCAUCAGCACCUGAUUAGUCUGUAGAUCAUGUCUCAAGUAUAAGAGGAAGUCACCUGAACUAUUCAAUGGCAGAUUAGAGUGUUGAUUCAAUUGCUCUUAAUCAUAGUGUAAAUGGCUAGAAACCAGAUCAAGAGAUGGAAAUGGUUUAUAAAAUGUCAGAGCUUAAAGUUGAACCUAUUGAAACUUAGAAUAGCAAGCAACUCAAAAUUGACCCAUCAAUUGAAUUAAGGAAGGGCAAGACAAGAUCUUAAAAUAAGAAAGCUCUGCAAUAAGAUGAAAUCUACAAGAUUUAAGAUAAGGAAGAGCAAGACAAUCUAAGAGAUUUCUAGGAGUUUUCUUAGACCAACGACAUUAUUCUCAAGGAAUCCUUUUUUGGAAUUUACAACAUUUUAAGAACCACCAAGAAAGUAGACCGAAACUCACCAAUAAUCUUAAUCAUCAAAAAUAUCAAAACCUUCCCUCACAAUAUACUUAAUGAUCUUAUCCAUCUGAUGAAAAAGUACAGGUCUAUCCCCUACUCAAUGAAGCUUAACUUAAUGCUAGGUGUCUAGAACAAUAAUAAGGAUGAGUUUCACAUGAGAGUAAAGAUUUAGAACUGCGUCAAGAUGACAGUUAAAACAUUCUACUUUCCUUGUAUGAAGAACAUUAUAUUUGAGGUGAUAUACAAGCUAAUCCUAAGUGACUAGUUCAUAUUUACCUAUGAUGUUGAAGUCAUUUAAAAUCUAGUUGAGAUUAUUAAUGUCUACGGAAUGUCUGUAAUGAAAUUCAAGAGAAUAUUGAAAUACUUGAUGGCUGAAUUCUUUCUGAGACAUGAAUUGUUCUUUAUUCAUGAUGUGCAGAUAGGAUUGCUUAGUGAGAAAAACUUUUAGGACACUAGAAUGGCACUUAGCUAGAAGUUGAAGCAGGGAAUCGAUAGAUUUUAUUCGAAUCACAAUGAACUUAUGAAAAUGUCAGAGUAGAUUGAAUUACCAAAUAUUAUGCUAGCUGAACAGCCAGUUAAUACACUUGUCUUAGAAAUAGUUAAUUAAACCUAGUCUUUCUCAAAAUCAAAAAGAAAGUGGUUAAAGGCCUAUGAAGUCAUUUAAGAUUUAGUUGAGAGCAUUUAAGACUUCACCUCAAAUAAGGAAAGAAACAUUUUCAAAUAUCAGUUCCUUAUGAAUUUCUUGACUAAGGGAAACUAAGAGUAAAGAAUAGGCUUUUUGAAAUAGUAACUUGAUUUCAUAUCUAACCACAAAGAAUAUGUCACUAAUAACCUAAUCAAAGUUCUUUAAGGCAGACACGAUUUAAACAAGUCUUCAAAGUUUAGACAAAUUGAGUUGCUAGAGAUUGAGGAUAGGCUAAGCGGAAUUUACACCUUGAAUAGAAUCCAAAAUAAUGAAGCACAGACAAACAGUCAAAUGACCAAAAUGUAGCUGACAAGUAAGAUGUCCAAUAACAGAAAAGAAAUGCUGCUUAACAAUAAACAAAAGCAAAUUACUGUUACUGAAAACUACAACUUUGAUUAAAAUAUAACUGAAAAUAGUUUAACUGAGUAACAAAGAUAAAUUUUAAGUUAGAAAUACGCACCUAAAUCAGAAACUGACUAUAAGACUUUGCUCUAUGAUUGGAUUUAAGGAUUCAUAAAUAAGUACCUUGCCUAUAAUUAGAAUCUAACUCAACUUCAAAAGCAUUUAUUCUUUGUUGGCUGGAAUAAAGCCACUUAAACUCUUAAUCCAGAUAUAACUGGAAACAUGACUAAGGCUAUUAUUGAUUCAGGUAAAAUUCUUAAAUGCUAAUGCUGCACUUAAAAUGUUCAAAUGUCUGCAAAACUUCAUAAAGAUGCAAGCAACUUAGAGGACUUCAUUUUACCAACUUAGGAAAAUAUGACUAUAAUUAUGGAGCUGUAUAAAUACUUUGGUAAGGAGUUCAACAUUGUGAUUACUUAUGAGUUAUUCAAAAAGAUAAAUUUGAAAAUAACUGAGGGUAAGAAUCAUCCUAAAUACUCACAAGCAGACAUUAGAAAAAUGUUCUUAGUAGCUUUGCAAAAUCUAAAGUUCAUGGGAUUCUUUAGUCCUACCAAGCAAAGUAUAUUCUUAUUUAAAAAGAAUUUCUAUGGCAAAGCCUCUAUAGCUGCCACAACAUCUAAAAAUGAUGAAAAUGAUAAGAAUGCAGAGAAUAUCAUAAAAACUGGAGGCAAUAAGGGUAGAAGCUGA
Messenger RNA from Stylonychia lemnae, 2808 nucleotides. Lineage: Eukaryota; Ciliophora; Spirotrichea; Sporadotrichida; Oxytrichidae. The record is from the annotation of a GenBank genome assembly.